Molecule: messenger RNA, 2312 nt
Organism: Danaus plexippus (monarch butterfly)
Lineage: Eukaryota; Metazoa; Arthropoda; Insecta; Lepidoptera; Nymphalidae
Product: elongation of very long chain fatty acids protein AAEL008004-like
Exons: 7
Coding region: 149-1003 (284 amino acids)
Biological process (GO): fatty acid elongation, saturated fatty acid; fatty acid elongation, polyunsaturated fatty acid; fatty acid elongation, monounsaturated fatty acid
Cellular component (GO): endoplasmic reticulum membrane
Molecular function (GO): fatty acid elongase activity
Source: RefSeq, a predicted model, not a curated record
CUCAUUCUGUAUUGGGUGACGCCGUGCGUGGCUGGCUCUCAGCUUCCAAAUAGGGGGCUCGGGAUAAAAAACAAACAACAAAAUUAAUUAAAAAUAUAUUAUAACUGUUGUGAUUUUUGUGUGUGCUGUGGUGGUUAGUGAGAUUUAAAUGAACGGUGAAACACAGAGCUACAACAUGUCGAUCGUCGACUCAUACAAAUCUUUCAUGGAGAGGAAUACGGAUCCUCGGACGGAGAACUGGUUACUGGUGACCGGACCAGGUCCUCUGAUAACCUUACUCGCCUCGUACCUGUACUUCUGUACUUCUGUUGGCCCGAAUUAUAUGAGAGACAGAAAACCCUACUCACUGAAGAAUACCAUAGCGCUCUACAACAUCUCACAGAUCCUGUUGAGCAUAUUCCUAGUUUAUGAAGGUCUGGCCUCUGGAUGGUGGAAUGAUUACAACUUUGAUUGCCAACCUGUAGAUUAUUCAGAUACUCCUAAAGCAAAAAGGAUGGCUGCUGCAGUGUGGUGGUACUUUUUUGCAAAGAUCGUCGAGUUGUUGGACACGGUCUUCUUUGUGCUUAGGAAGAAGAACAGGCAAAUUACAUUCUUACACUUGUACCAUCACACAAUGAUGCCAAUUUGUGCGUGGAUAGGUGUAAGGUUUUUACCAGGUGGUCACGGGACUCUUCUUGGAGUCAUCAAUUCGUUCAUUCACAUAGUCAUGUACACUUACUACUUGAUCUCUGGUCUGGGGCCGCAGUACCAGAAAUACCUCUGGUGGAAGAAACACCUCACCAGCAUGCAACUGGUCCAGUUCGUCAUCAUUUUCUAUCACAAUUUCAGUGUAAUGUUCUGUGACUGUAAUUACCCUAAGACCAUCAACUUCCUGCUCGCUCUCAACGCUGGUUUGUUCCUUUAUAUGUUCGGUAACUUCUACUACAGAAACUACAUUAAACCUCGGGAUGGAAGCAAGCCAGCUAAUGGUGUCCUCGCAAAUGGUAAAACGAAAGAAUGCUAGCGUUCGAAAAUCUCUUUAAGUUUAUAUAAAUGUUUUCUAUGUAUUUAGGUUAAGGUAAAUAUUGUAUAUUAAGGUAUUAAACAGGUGAUUGUAAGAAUUAACUAAGUACAGAAUUAUUCUGUAAUUAUCUUUAGUUCCAUGUAGAAAUGGUUUAAUGUAAUUUGCACGUGUCUUGAUGUAUGUAUUUAUACAUUUCCAAAGGAGGGCGAUAUCACAAUAUUACUAAAUGUCAUCUCUCCUUUAUUGUCAAAUUAAUUUUGAUUUACAAUAAAUCGCGCCAUUUUACAAUAUAGUCUUAAGUUAUAUGAAUGAUUAUUUAUAUAUACACAGCACAUUUAUCCGUUUUGUACCAAAUUGAAGGAGUAAUUAAUACAAUUUUCCCUUAAAUACACAUUUACUGACCUAUACGACUAUAUUUUUUAAGCUGCAUGUGCUAUUCAUACAAACAUGUAUAUACAUAUGUAUGUCAGACAGACGAGAUAUAAGUGGCCGUAACCACGGUUGCUAUAAGGAAACCGAAACGUCCGGAUUAUGUCGUUAUAGGAUAAAUUCCAAAAACGCGUAGUAUCAGAAAAACUUAGUAUCAUUUGUCUAUGCUGAGUUUCUACUGUUUUUUUUAUAUAUAUAAUUAUUGAUUUAAAUUGAUGUUUUUAUCUACCAAAUAUUUGUUCAUACCUUAUAAAUUAUCUAAAUGUUUUAUUAGUUGUAUUAUGGUUUUGUAAACGGGAAAAGAGUGACUUCACAGGGAAAAAUCGUAUUCAUGGAUACAAAAAUAAGUCAAAUCAGACAGGAAGCAGUCAAUCACCUCGUUGCUAGUCCUGUUAAUACAUAGGUGAUAUAAAACUGCAACCUUAUAUUUCUUCUCCUUUUACAUCAUCAUAAAAAUCGAUAUAACUGUGACAUUUAAUGAUGUUUUCGUCUAGUUUUUUUUUUUUAUCCAAAGAUUAUUAAAAUGACAGCAAUUUUCUUAUAGAAAAGUAAUGAACAAAUAUCGUCUUAUAAUAAUAGAGUCAAUAGCUCAAUUUUUUUUAAUCCUUUAGAGGCACAUUUGGUUUGAUAAUAUAAAAGAUGAAAUGUCCUCUUGAUAUUAUUGAAAAAAAAAAUAACACUAGUAUUUAAUGAAAUUGGUAAAUAUUGUAAUGUAAAUAUUAUACAUAUAACAUGUGUGAGAGGAACUCAUAAAAAUAUAUAAAUACAUUGAAGUUCUGAGGAAUCACAUUGUACAAACUUUUUAUACUGACUUAAGACUUGUAAUUGUAAGUGAAAAAAUGAAAUAAAAACGAAAAUAAAUCAAAACUUUUAUUACAAA